Molecule: messenger RNA, 4030 nt
Organism: Metopolophium dirhodum (rose-grain aphid)
Lineage: Eukaryota; Metazoa; Arthropoda; Insecta; Hemiptera; Aphididae
Product: F-box/LRR-repeat protein 7-like
Exons: 5
Coding region: 413-1837 (474 amino acids)
Biological process (GO): SCF-dependent proteasomal ubiquitin-dependent protein catabolic process
Cellular component (GO): SCF ubiquitin ligase complex
Molecular function (GO): protein binding
Source: RefSeq, a predicted model, not a curated record
UGCAAUGGCAGUCGUCAGAUGCCAUGGUCGUAUACCUGUUCCAUUUUGUUGUGCUGGUCGUUUGCUAGGCAGCAACAGUUUCACCGUUCAUUCCACGAAGUGAUUUCAGUAGUUCGUCACCCGUUUUUAAGUGCGUGUUGUAUCUGUACAAAUUUUAGUGCGAGAUUAAAAUCAAAUAUUAUUUAAGAAUGCGUAUAGAAUGAAUAUUUGAUUCGUGUGUUCGUGUGAUAAUCGUUUUUAUGCAGUGAUUAAUGAUUAUGAUGAAAACUGCAAUGUCGUACUACAAACAUAAUAUCAGAUUACAAUAAAUUCCUAUUAUAAUAUAUAUUGCAAUGGACAAUUGGACUUGUACGGAUGUGUGAUUGAUUACCCAGAUGUCUAGCGCCAAUCAGGCGAACGCCGAGAGAGAAGUAUGACGCACGCGGGCCGUUUGUCGCCGGUAAUAUGCCCGCUAGCAAAGCUGGGACGGUCGUCUCCCGGUUCUCUGGAGUUUACACCCUCGGUUCGGAACGUACCGUUCCACCACCCGUACACGGUGUUAGAAGCCGAGACUAGCUUCACGUAUAGCCCGACGUUACGGUGCAGCUCGCCGUGUUUGGACCAAGGUUACCACACGUUAGUGACCGGCGGCGGUGUCGGCGAUUGCGCCAAUCUGCCACUGCACUCUACAGCCACCAAGCACCGGCGGUCGCAGUCGCGGACGGUCAUCGGUUCGAACUUUGAUCGGCUCCGAGAUGAGCUGGUUCUCAAGGUAUUCUCGUACCUCAACAGCGCGGACCUUUGUGCGUGCGCGGCCGUGUGCCACAGAUGGGAGAACCUUGCGUGGGAGCCCGUCCUGUGGCGGACGAUCGCUCUGUGCGGCGAGAACACCUGCGGCGACAAGGCGGUCAGGUGCGUGUUGCGCCGACUGUGCGGCCGCACCAGGACCGGCGCGUGUCCCGAGGUGCAGAGGCUGUUCCUCAGCGACGGCACCAAGAUUUCCGACAAGGGACUGACGGCGUUGGCCAGGCGGUGUCCCGAGCUCACGCACGUCCAGCUCCAUGGCAGCCCGAACAUCACCAACGCGGCCAUAUCCGAGUUGGUCGCCCGCUGCCCCAACCUACAGCACCUGGACGUCACCGGUUGCGUUAAGGUGAGCACCGUUGGGGUGUACAGCCGUCCGGAGCCGUCCCUGAGACUGUGCCUGCAGUAUUUGGACUUGACUGACUGCCAGCUUGUCGACGAUGCAAAUCUAUGUGUGAUAGUUAGUAAUUGUCCACAACUAGCCUACUUGUACCUGCGGCGAUGUACUAAAGUCACAGACGCCGGUAUCAAGUUCGUGCCGAGUUUUUGUUCGGCGCUGAAGGAGCUGAGCGUGUCGGACUGCCACCAGGUGACCGAUUUCGGGCUGUACGAGCUGGCCAAACUGGGCGCGCUGCUGCGGUACCUGUCGGUGGCCAAGUGCGAUCAGGUGAGCGACGCGGGGCUGAAGGUGAUCGCGCGACGGUGCUACAAGCUGCGGUACCUGAACGUGCGCGGCUGCGAGGCGGUCAGCGACGACGCCAUCACGGUACUAGCGCGGUCGUGCGCCCGGCUCCGCGCGCUCGACAUCGGCAAGUGCGACGUGAGCGACGCUGGCCUCCGGGCGCUGGCCGAGAGCUGUCCCAACCUGAAGAAGCUCAGCCUCCGCAACUGCGACCUGGUCACCGACCGCGGAAUACAGCUGAUCGCGUACUACUGCCGCGGACUGCAGCAGCUCAACAUACAAGACUGUCAGAUAUCCGCGGACGGAUACAAGGCCGUGAAGAAGUACUGCAAGCGGUGCAUCAUCGAGCACACCAAUCCCGGUUUCUUCUGAACGACCACGUUGUAUAUACUUGGAUUGUAUACUGGGUGAUCCGUUUUUAACAUAUUAAUAUUUUUUAACGACGUAAAAUUAUGUAAAAAAAAAAAAAAUUGUAUUAAAAACGUCAGUAGUUUAAAGUUUUUAAACAAUUAAUGUCGUUAAAUAGAUCACCCGGUAUACUUAGGGUCGUAUACAGCGGGGCGGUACCGUCCGAUAAAUAUUUUUAUAUAACGUGUGUGUCUCAUAAUGUAUAGAAUAAUAAUUUUAAUAAUUGUAAAAAAUAAUGCGCAAGUCGGUGUGGAACGGGUACAAGGUAUAUUAUUAUGAUGUAAUUAAUAUUAUUAUCGCAUAGGCGCAAAUUAGGUACCUAAAUUAUGUGGGACCUCUUGAGAAGGUCAGGACAUCCCCGCUGCAAGACGAAAAAGUUAUGCUAAAAUUGAAAUUUGGGUUUUUGAGCCGUUUCUCUAUAUUAAUCACAUUUGCACCAAUUAUUUUAAUAUUACGUUUGUAUCGUCGUCGCCCACGCCGAUACGUUUAUAUUAUUUAAGUAUCAGUCUGUAUAAACGACGGACCUUAUCGCAAGACACUGCCCAUAUGCAUUACUAUUAGGUAUAUCAUUAUAUUAUUAAAUCAGUAUUAUAUUUAAACUUUCCCGAUAGGUCCCUAAGUAAUAUACACUCUGAUCGUAAGUCUGUAGAUGUUUUUUUUAAACUUUUUAUAUUAAUUGUGCGUCCAGAAUCGAUGUUAGUGCCUGCCGCUUGAUGCCAAACUGCCAAAGUUAUGACUUAUCACAUAGGUAUAAUCCUAAAAUGCGUUUAUUGAUCUUUUAUUUCACAUUUUCCAGAUUAAAUCUAUUAUGUGACCUGAUUAUGUUGAUAAUUAUUACUGUGGAAGGAGAUUUGUUUUGUAAAAAUCUACGUUUUGCAUAUCCAGUAACUUAUAUUUUAAUAAUUAUUGCCUGUGUAAUAACUAAUAACAAUUAGGUACUAAUUAGUAUCUGUACGGCUAUACUUGAUUCUUAGCUAUUUAUUUUAGCCAAUAUAAAAGAUGUAGCUUACAAAUAUAUACAGGUACUUUUUCGGAACAGACUUAAUUCCAUGAUUCAAACUGGUUAGAUGUUAUAUUCAUAUAAAAUAUAAUCAUCUUAAUUUCAGCCAUAAGUGUUUAAAUAUAUUAAUAUUCUUGAAUUCUGCGUAAGCAAAAUAAUAUUAUGGUCAUGCAUACGGAAUAUGUAAAACGUAUCAUGCAGCUCAAAUAAUAAAAUUAUAGGAAAUGCCAUUUAAUAAUUAGGUACUUCAACAGAAACAAAUAUGAACAUUAUAUGCUCCAUCUAUCCUUAUUUUAAAAUACAGUUCUUUAUUUAUUUAUCUUUAGAUUUGUUUAGUGGCUAUAAUUGUCAGAGGCCACUUAUGUUUCUUUGCGAUAUACGUAAUAAAUAAUAAUAUAAGUACUAAGUAGUCAUUUGUUACUAUUGAUUUGCUUAAUCUAAUUAUUUAUCAUCAAAUACUAUUAUAAAAUGCAAAUUAUAAUUUGCAUUUACAUUUACAUAAUCGUAAGAAUAAAUUAAGAAUGAAACAAAAUUAAUUUGACAAGGUAUUGCUGUUACCACAGAAAAAUAUAAAAAUAUUUGACCGAGAACUAUAACUAACGUUCGGGAUGUUUCACACUCAUAUUAACUGUAGACUACAUUAAAAUUAAAAGUACAUGUCUGAAUAUAUUGUACAAAUUAAAUAUUGAAAUAUGGUCAUCAAUUGACAUUGUAAUAUAUUGUAAAUUGUAAUAUUAUUAAUCUUUAUUUCCAAUCAUAAUUAAGGUGCCAUCUAAUUUGUCUAAAUGUUGCCAUUCAACUUUUGAAGAAGAAAAAUAAACUACUUAUGUAUUAUUUUAAUAUUAUUUAGUAAAAUGUUAUUUUAAGUGGCCAACAUAAUAUUUAAAUGAAAUCUUUUCAUUUUAUUAGACGACUGUGUUUUUUAAUAAGUCUGAUCACAAUUUAAAACUUUUAUAGUUUAUAUAUUAUAAUGUUGUCUGGUUAGAAUUAAAAUUAUUAUAUUGUAAGUGCUUUAUCACAAAAUGCAGUAUUCAUAUUAAAAUAGAAUACAUUUUAUAAAUAUAUGUACAAACAAAUUGAGUGUACAAAACUGUUAGUAAACAUUUUAAAUAACUUUUAUAUUUAUAAUAACAAAGUUUCAACUGUUUUUGUUUUAA